AUGUCUUUACAGUUGCCAGCAAACUCAUUGACAAGAAAAAUGGACCAGAAUAACGAGGAAAAUGAAAACCAUCUGACAGCGCAGUAUAGCAAUUCUUUGAAGACGCAACAACGCAAUUCGCACUACAAACGGAAAAGGAUAUACCGCUGUCAUCUGCCUGCAAUACCUCUUUCACUGCCUAUAAAUGUUUGUAAUCUCGUUCGCGUUGUCAUGCUUGUAGGCUGGUUGGUCUUCUGUGGGUUCGUCGAGACUUUUUUGGCUCAGUUGAGUGAAAUACGCUAUGAAAAUGCUUCUGUCAUGAAUAAGCACCCACUACCUGAUUUAUUAUACGAUGCAUUUCCUAAAAUUAACAAUAUGCAAAUUGUAAACUACUUAUUGACAACCACCGUAUUAUACACAGUCGGGCAUUGGAUUUUACGCAGAUUCUUGGACUAUGCAUGGAUGUUUAUCAUGGGAUGUCUUUAUAUUUUCCGAGGAAUCACUUUACUGGUUACUACGCUGCCUUCAUCUAUGAUAGAUCAGUGUCGACCUCCAGAAACAGUGCGGUCAGGAACAGUUGUGGAGCGUUUUGGGUACAUUUUCACUGUGAUGGGUGGUACAGCAUUAACAUGUACUGAUAAUAUAUUCUCCGGACACACCUGUGUCAUGAUGUCUUGCGUAAUGGUUUGGCAUGUUCACUUUGCCGCAUCAGCAGCAGCAAAAAAAAUUCAAGCCUUUGAAAAGUAUACUUUACCUCGUUGCAACGGCAGGUAUGCUUACGAUUUUGUUCACUCGUUUUCAUUACACUAUAGACGUACUACUCGCUAUAUACGUAACUUACACUAUUUGGAUCGUAUAUCUCGAUUACGUGCAAAAGCAACCAUAGCUCAAGCACUCGAGACUGAACACUCGGUUUGUGAUUUAUUUGCUGACUACCAUCGCAGACUUUAUAAAAACAAUGAUGGUGCCAAAGUUUACAAUUACCUCACUUACCAGUCUGGAAACUUGAACUCGUGUGAGGAACAGAAUGCAGAAAUAGAAUUGAAACAGGUUGUCAUAGAUGCAGAGUUGUAA
This is a messenger RNA of Mycotypha africana, 1053 nucleotides long. RefSeq lists its product as uncharacterized. Gene Ontology annotation, cellular component: endoplasmic reticulum membrane; Golgi membrane. The coding region runs from base 1 to 1053 and encodes 350 amino acids. Gene Ontology annotation, molecular function: ceramide cholinephosphotransferase activity; sphingomyelin synthase activity. Lineage: Eukaryota; Fungi; Mucoromycota; Mucoromycetes; Mucorales; Mycotyphaceae. The record is from RefSeq and is a predicted model, not a curated record. The transcript has 7 exons. Gene Ontology annotation, biological process: ceramide biosynthetic process.